AUGAAAGCAGUGAACCAGAAUUCCGGAACGGAACACGACCUGAACUUUGGAAAGACGGCAACUUCUCAUCAUUGGGCAAACAGUGCGACAGGGCGAAUUUACUCCCCGGGAGGUUAACCAAUAAAGCCAUAGAAUUUGACAGGUGUUUGUCGAAAUUCUUCACGCAACUGCACCAGUUCUCCGGGAUUGCCCGAGGCGUCGAUUCCGCCCCGGCGGCACCUAUAAAACCGGCGGAAGCGGCGCCGGAAAGACACCUUCGACCGAAGCAUCCUCCUCCGAUCAUGCAGUGCAUCGCGUUCGUUUUUUUAUAUAUAUUUAUAUAUAUUUUUUUGAUUUAUCAAUGUUUUUCUUGAGAAGCUAGGUGGUCUUCAUAAACGUUUGAACUAGGACUACACCAGUGGAAGCUUAAAAUGUUAAACAGAAACCUGAGUCUUAUGAAAUUAUACCCUAUGACCCACUAAAGGUUAUUGACUUUUCCAGCUUUUUUUUGGGAAUCCAGAAAUAUUUCAUUAAUCAAUGACUCUCUUGAACAUCAGAUAUGAACUUUCAAACUACACUUCAUUUAUUAAAAAUAUCAAAACUUGCAAGCCAAGCAAAAUAAAAACAGGAGAGUAGCUCAAAGCUGUUCCAAACUACGUAUAAGGAUUCUGAUCGAACUAAACUCGAUAAAAUCUCUUACCCCUAGCUUCAUUAUUACUGGACACAUUUCUAGCCAAUGAAAUAAAAACCAGAACAAGAUUAGCUCAUACAAACUCCACAAAAACAUGUACUGUAUACUGAGGGAUCAUUCCGAAAUCGAAAGGAAACAAAUUCUCAAGCUCAAAAGAAUAAUUCUAAACUUCAUUUUGCAGAGUCCUCCUCGCCUUGACCGCCGUCGCGACCGCUCAGUUCGUCGCCUGGCCAGCGACUUCUUACUCGCCCUUCUACCAAGCCUUGUACGGCGCCGCCGCGGCCCCAGCAGUCGCAGCUGCUCCAGCUUACGCCCCAGUCGCAGCUGCUCCAGCUUACGCCCCAGUCGCAGCUGCCCCGGCUUACGCCCCAGUCGCCGCCGCUCCAGCUUACGCCCCAGUCGCAGCUGCUCCCGGCCUUCGCUCCCAGUCGCCGCUGCUCCAGUCGCGGCCGCGAGCCCUCUGAUCGCCGCUGCUCCGGCCAUCGCCGCCGCCGCCGCCAACGGCGCUCGCGUCCUUGCCGCGCCUCCAGUCGCCGUCGCCGCCGCUCCUGCAGUCGUCCCCGCCUACGCCCCAUUCCAGACCGCCGCCUACUUCAUCGGAUCCAACAAGGCCAAGAGCGUCAAGGCUUAAGAGGAAUCUUGCCAUGCACUUUCGAAAAAUGCUUCGUUUUUUUUCUGUAUAUUUCUUGAAAAUCGUUUUUUGUUCUCAACAACGACUUUACCGUCUUUUCUUGUUUUUGUUCUCGUGAAAUGGGACGAAGUGAAAGGAGAAAGCUUGAAGAAGGUCGAGGAUCAAAAGAAAUUUAAAAUUUGAAAAAUGAGAGUUAUAUAAAUCAGGUUUUGAAUGUCAAGUACAAUGACGUCAUUCGAAAACGCUCUGUGGGUGGCUCGCUCUCUGAUUGGUUCAUUGCGCCAUUAUAAAAAAAAGACCUGAACACUUUUCGUUCAAAAUUUUUUUUAGAUAAAACUGAAAUGCUAUGAAAAUCUUUAAAUUAUUAUUAACAAGGAAAAACUAGAAGCGAGUCGGUCAAAAUGCGAAAAACUCAAUAAAAACGUCUUUUUUUCGAAGUUUAUAAAUCUUCCUCAUUGCUUUCAAUUGAAGACUAUUAAGAAUAAAACCAAAAAUGCAUGAAAACGUGUAUUUAAAAAAAUUAUGAAAAUAUUGAUUUUCACUAAUUUUUGCUGCCGCCAGCAAGGCUUUUUCAAAUGAAACAUGUCUUUUUUCCAUGUUCGGAGGGUGCAGAAGACCAAACAGGGCCUAAAAUUAGAAAGCAAGGUGAAAAGACCGAAAGAUCGAAAGGCACAGACAGCACAAACAAAGAUGGAACCGUUUUGAAAAAAACUGACGACUUUUAUUCUCAAGACGCAACAGUUAAAUGGGACAGUAGAAAAAAAUGAAAAAAGUUGAAAAAGGAAGGAAGAAGGGUGAAAGGCUUUCGUUUUGAGGAAGAGGUACGGAAAAAUAAAGAAUUUUUGAUCAUUUUUUUCUACCUUUGAAAAAAUUGAUAGAUCAAAAAUCAUUUAUAGUAGGUCUGCUUUUGUUUUUUUUUAUUGAAGCGAAAUAUUUGGUUUUAAAACAUUUACUUUUUUUUUCUACGUUUUCCCAGCCAUUUUCCUCAAAAAAGGUCCUCUAUAGACUGUACUCCGUUCGCCGUGACCUGAAAGUUUUCGAGUGUCUGCGUCUCUCUGUUCCCUCACGCGCGAGGUCAGAGAAAGAUAAAAAAAUAGCGCGUCAAUUUGAGAGAGUCGUCGAGAGACGAGAAAGGCGCAGAGAAAAGUAACAGUUUCAUUGCGAAAAAUGGAAUAUACGUUAUAACUUUCUAUUUCUUUUUUCAAUUCAAGAUCUUCGAAGCUUUUUUUUUAAUAUUAUUUUUGAAACGUAAGAAAAAAAGUUAUUGUGGAGCUGUAAUAAUAAAGUUUAGAAAUAUAGGAAAUUUUAUUUUUUUACGUUUUUUUAAAUUCGAAAAAAAAUUAUAGCAUAUGAAGGGCUCCAGGAGAUUUUUAAAGUUAAUUUAAUUCACUUCCAUACUCGUAAAGAAAUUUCAAACAUCCCGGAAUGACUGAUAAAUAUUCAAAAAAAAUUUUUUUUAGAAAAAGUUCAAUUUCUCUGCAGAGCUCUCGCUGUAGACGCAUUGUUAAAGACAUAAAAACAAUAAAAAAAUUAAAUUAUCUGCGAGGUCAUUUUAAAAUGAGAAGCUGUUAUCUUAGUGAACAUCCACUUGAAAUUUCACGUCACUUUAUAGGCUUUGAGAAACGUAGAUCGAAGAGCUGUUUAUAUAACUGUAUAUUUGAAUUUUCUCGGCUUUUUUUUUGAAAAAUAAGAGGUUUUUCGUAUUUUCAGUUAGAUAUUUGGAUCCUGGAGUUUUUGUAUAUUAUACUUCCUCUAGGGAGCUGAUAAAAACACAAAAAAAAAUCAGUAAAAAAAAAGAUUUUUUGUAAUUUUAAUGAGUUAUUCGGAAUUUGUCAAGGUCUAUUCUGAUUUUAUUUUUCAUGAAAUAUUUUGUUUCUUCACUCUUCUGUGAUCCCUCUCAUUUUUAGACUUCCACCCAGAGGACGGUCUCCGGGCUCCAGCACAAGAUCCGCUAUAUUCUGAGCUCGUCAUGGCUUAACUGGAUGAACUACGCGCAGAAGAACGAGGCAAAGGGCCGUAAGACUAUGAUUUCAACUUGAUCAACCACACUUUUGGGCUUCUAGUUCCUUGCAGCUUUCAGAAUUCUUGUUCACCGUCUAGUCGAUCCCAUCCAUGAAUAUUUGGUGAACCACUGAAAAGCCCUUUCAAAAUAUCAAAAAAGGACCUGUCGAAGAAACCUUGUUAAGAGCCGCUCAGGGACAAGUUGCAAAACAAGGACGAGUCACCGAGGGAGGACCAUUUUCGUGGACACAAGGCCUGCCGCCUCACACGCACCGACGGCAAAAAAGCGUGAAGCGGCACGCGGCCGGACCAGUCCUGCCGGGCCGGUCUGCAGAGCCGUAUUUAAGCGCCGGUGUCUGCGUAUCGGCAGCAGCCAACUCGACCUUCCCACCUUCGAUAUGCAAGCCGUCGUUUCGUAAGUUCUCUUGAUGAAUUCCGGAAAAUUCAGCAUUAGAACUUUUCUUUACAUUGUCAUAUGAAACCAACAAAGAAGAUGUUUUCCCUCGGAACUUUGGAUUUUGAAGAGGAUUGCCCUAAACACUGUCUUAUGUACUGCUUGGACAGUCUGAAAGUUCGACAAUUUCUAUAAUCAUUUUUUUUUGGACUAAAAGACCUCAAUAUACUUUGAAAUGAGAGAUGGCCACCGAGCCCUUACCAAGUUUUCUCAAAGAAUCUGAAGUUCCUUUUGAAGUUAUACCCUUCUGAGACCGAAAUAGAGACUUACUGAAGACAAAAGACCAGCCUGAAGCUUUUGAGGUUCAUAAAAUAUAUCACAGGAUUUUUUUUUACCGGAAUGACCUUGUCUGUAGACCACAUACACAGAUGUUGCUGGAGGCUCAAAUAUUCUCCGAACCUCUUCUUUUUUAUUUUAGUUCAACACCAAAACUCCAUAGCUCCUAGAUGCUUCACUUAAAAUCCCUGUCCUUUCCAGUAUCCUCGUCGCGGGACUCGCCCUGACUACGGCGCAAGUCGCAGUCAACGGACCAUUCAGCGGACGCUACUACGUGCCGGCCAAGCCGAUCAUCACCCAGGGAGUCGCGCCAGUCGCUGCUCCAGUCGCCGUCGCGGAGCCCGUGCUCGCCGAGCCAGUCCUUCCGGUCGCACCUCCACCAGCGCCCGUCUUCGCUGCUCCGGCUCCAGCUCCCGUCUUCGCCGCUCCAGCUUUCGCUCCUCGACCAGUGUUCGCUGCCCCGGCUGUCCCAGCUCCAGUCCCAGCUUUCGCUGCUCCAGCUCCGGCUCCGAUCUUCGACGCUCCGGCUCCAGUUGUCGCCCCAAUGGUCCCAGCUGUGCCAGCUUUCGCUCCACGACCUGUGUUCGCUGCUCCAGCUCCAGUCCUUGCUGCUCCAGCACCACUUCUGGCUCCUCCAGCUCCAGUUCUGGCCGCUCCAGCUCCACUUCUUGCUCCUCCAGCACCAGUCCUGGCCGCUCCAGCUCCCCUCCUCGCUCCUCCAGCUCCAAUCCUGGCUGCUCCAGCUGCCCCGCUCUUGGCCCCUCGUCCAGUCCUCGCUGCCCCAGCUCUUCCAUUGGCUGCUCCAGCUCUCCCGGUCGCCGCUCCAGUCGUCCCCGCCUACUCUCCCUUCGCUCGCGCCGCCUACUUCAUUGGAAGUAACAAGGCCAAGACCGCCUAG
Molecule: messenger RNA, 4930 nt
Organism: Caenorhabditis auriculariae
Lineage: Eukaryota; Metazoa; Nematoda; Chromadorea; Rhabditida; Rhabditidae
Source: the annotation of a GenBank genome assembly